This is a messenger RNA of Polyodon spathula (Mississippi paddlefish), 1437 nucleotides long. Its product is annotated as matrix metalloproteinase-21-like. Bases 1 to 1437 code for a protein of 478 amino acids. The transcript has 8 exons. Gene Ontology annotation, molecular function: zinc ion binding; metalloendopeptidase activity. The record is from RefSeq and is a predicted model, not a curated record. NCBI's taxonomy places the organism in Eukaryota, Metazoa, Chordata, Actinopteri, Acipenseriformes, Polyodontidae. Gene Ontology annotation, cellular component: extracellular matrix. Gene Ontology annotation, biological process: proteolysis; collagen catabolic process; extracellular matrix organization.
AUGAAGCCAGCCCCGGGGAAUGGAUCCAGUGGCAAUAACAGGGGCAGGGGGCACUGUGAGAUGAGGAGCCAGCGUCUGACACUAUCAGAGACCAGCACUCUCAGGGCAGUGAAUGAUCCUAAGAGCUCCCUGAUCCACACGUUGAGGAAGAGGAGAUCUUUGACUGUCCUGACCUUCAGGUCCAAACGGGCACGGAGGAUCGAUGCCACGCUGGAACUGAUGUCAGGGAUGGCGUUUGCCAAGCGUCUUCUGAAGUGGCGUCUCAUGCCGGAGGGGUACAGCGCUCACCUGACCCUGAUGGAGCAGCGUCUGGCACUCAGGCAGGCGUUCCGGCGCUGGAGUGAAGUGGUGCCCAUUGACUUCCAGGAGGAUCUCACCGCACCCAUGCAAGAGAUUGACAUCAAGCUGGGAUUCGGAACGGGCCGUCACUUGGGCUGCCCGCGGGUGUUCGACGGAGCAUGGCAGGAGCUGGCACACAGCCUGCCACAAGGGGACAUCCACUUUGACGACAAUGAGGUCUAUAGCACCUCCGACUCCCACCCGGGGGUCAGCCUGCUCAAGGUGGCAGUUCAUGAGAUAGGCCAUGUCCUGGGGCUGCCCCAUCUCCUCCGCCCCGGCUCGGUGAUGCACCCCUACUACUCCCCCACUGGCAGCACCCUGGAGCUGGACUCAGAGGACAGGAGGGCUAUUCAGCAGCUAUACGGGGUGUGUGAGGGGCCAUUUGACACUGUUUUUGACUGGGUGUGGAGGAAGACCAAUCAGCAGGGGGAGCCAGUGAUCCGCUUCAACACCUAUUUCUUCAGGAAGGGCUGGUACUGGCUGUAUGAGAAUCGUAAUAACCGCUCGCGCUUCAGGGACCCGCGGGAGGUGCGCUCAGGCUGGCUCGGGAUUCCUGUGGAGAGCAUCGACGCCUUCAUUCACGUCUGGACCCGCUGUUGCAAUGCUGCAUACUUCUUUAAAGGCACGCAGUACUGGCGCUAUGACAGUGAGAAUGACCAGGCUUACACUGAGGACCCACAGGGUCACCGAUACCCCCGCACAAUCUCACAGGGCUUCCCUGGCAUCAGCGGGCCCAUCGACACUGCUUUCUUCCACAGGCGAGAUCACUGCAUCUACUUCUUCAGAGGACACAUGGUUACAGCGUUCAAUGUCAGCAGUAACCAGAAGCUUGUGGGCUUCCCCAGGCGGAUCCUGGAGGUUUUUCCAGCGAGUGUCCCUGGUGACCACCCCAUUGCACACCUGGACGCUGCAUACUACUCCUACAGCCACCAGGCACUCUUCUUACUCAAAGGGCUGUUCUUCUGGCAGGUGGCAGGGGCUCAAGACAGAGGCAGGGAGCCCUCCCUGCCCUACAACACCCUGCUACCCCACAGGAGAGUGGCCGAGCAGUGGCGUGAUAUCUGUGACGUCCACUCCAGCAUACUGACCUAUAGAUGA